This is a messenger RNA of Ostreococcus tauri, 2220 nucleotides long. Its product is annotated as Ubiquitin supergroup. Gene Ontology annotation, molecular function: protein binding. The record is from RefSeq and is a predicted model, not a curated record. Lineage: Eukaryota; Viridiplantae; Chlorophyta; Mamiellophyceae; Mamiellales; Bathycoccaceae. Bases 1 to 2220 code for a protein of 739 amino acids. The transcript has a single exon.
AUGGAGGAUCUGGCGCCGAUAACGGCCAUGGCGGCGAAGAACGUUCCGGCGCGCGUCGCUCUGGGGUUCGACGUCAAGGAAGACUCGUCACCCACGGCGGUGGUUCCGGUCUCGUCACUGUUGCGGGAUGGAUCGGGAUCGAGCACGGAGAGUGGCGAUGGGGUGGAGAGUCUCUUGAACGCCGAUGAGUUAACGGUACCGAACAGAGACAUUCGAAUCAUGCUGAAGAGUGGGUCAUCCAAGCCGAUGGAAGUAUUGCGUUCGCACGCGGUGACUUCGCUGACGCUGGCGAUGAAGCCGGAGUGGGUGUCGAAGCACCGUCACGUGUUUGCGCGAUCAAGCCGGUUGUUACUCGGAGAUCAAGCGCUCCCGGAGAAUUUGAGCCGGGACGAAGUGUACAACAAGUUGGACAAUCCGCAUGAGUACAGUGAGGUGGUGAUGAAGCUUGCAGAUCUGCAAUAUAUUCGCGUCAAGGCCGUGGUGAACAUCAACGAAGCGGGUGACAUCGACGAGCGCGAGUACUGGUUGCCUCUGAACAAAUCGCAAACCAUCGGAGAGAUCAAGCGACUCGUCGCCACGGCUGAUGAUUUGGAGUCGAGCAAGGACAAGCUUCUUGACAACGUCGAUAUUUCGACGGGUAUGAGCAUGGUCUUGCGCGGUAAAGAGUUGUCUAAUGAAUCGACGAUGGAAAGCGAAGGCUUGGAGCACAACGCGCUGGUCCACCUAUUUGUCAAGAAGGGUUCCGACGUGAACGUGUCCAUGCGCGGCUCAAGCAGUUUGGAGAUUCAUGUGAACGUAAACAAGACCGCGGAUAGUCUGCGCGACCAGCUUCACAUGAUCAAGCCUGGUUCGGUAGAUAGCGCGCAGUACACGCACGUUCGAAGUGGGAGCGUUUCCAUCUUCCCGGGUCGCAGCAGCUUGCGAAGCGGGCCGCUCAGCUCGUACGGAUUCUGCGAAGGAGGAUCUCUCGAACUGCGUCCGUAUCAGCCGCGAGUCUCACCUCGUACUUCGCCACUUACAAAUUCGAUGGCAAUUCCAUUAUCAUCUUCAGCGGCGGCGUACGGCGCACAUUCGUUCGGCGGGCGCAUGACGUCUUCAUGGGGCGUGCGGGCCGCAACAAAUUCGUACCGGGCCGGCAGCGCCUCGGAUAACUCCACGUCUCCUCCGAGCGCGCCAAUCACGCCGAUAGGUAGCCCUGGUACGCUCUCUGCAUCCUUUGACAUGGCGAGAGAAGGAUUGCUCAUGGGCAAAGCUCCACAGCUUUCGCAAGGAGGCAACGGUGGUGCUUACUUUCUGAAGGGCGCAGACGGAAGAACGGCGGCCGUUUUCAAACCAGCCGACGAAGAGCCAUACGCACCGAACAACCCAAGAGGACAUCGAAGCAGCCACAACGGCGAGGGCAUGCGUAAGGGCACGCGGGUUGGAGAGGGAGCCACACGCGAAGUGGCCGCGUACUUACUCGAUCACGGUGGCUUCGCUGGAGUUCCCGCGACGUCGCUCGUCAACUUGACGGACGGCACCGAAGAGGACGAAGGCAAACUUGGGUCGCUUCAAGAAUAUGUUGAGAACACCGCGGAAGCUGAAGAGUACGGACCAAGCAUGUUUCCAACGGAAGAUGUGCACAAAAUCACUGUGCUUGACAUUCGCCUGGCGAACACUGACCGAAACGCCGGCAACAUUCUCUGCCGAAGUGAUGAAGAGGGCAACAUCGUGCGCUUGAUUCCGAUUGACCACGGUUAUGCUUUGCCUCACACUCUGGAAGACGUCUGUUUCGAGUGGGAGUUCUGGCCUCAAGCUUCAGUGGCUUAUAGCGACGAGAUCAAGGAAUACAUCGCUGCUCUCGAUGCAGACGCCGACAUCGAAUACUUGCGUGAGAACGACAUCGAGCUCCAGGCAUCAUCCGAGCGAGUCCUUCGUGUUUGUACUUUACUUUUGAAGGAAUCGGUGAAGAGAAACUUCACCGCGGCGAACAUCGCCGCCAUGCUCAGUCGGACCAUGCCAAACAGAAAAUCAGACGUAGAAAAAAUCGCCGCCCAGGCGGCGUCGACGGCCAUUGCGGAGGGUCGCUCCGAACGCGGCCUCCUGGUGCACAAAUCACCGGAGAACGGUUCGUUCUGGAACGAUUUGGCGGGUGACGAGGUCGCGGAAUCGCGUUUCAUGAACCAGUUUGCCAAGCUCCUCGAUGACUACCUCGAAAACUUUGAGCCCGAGGACAAGUGA